Messenger RNA from Eriocheir sinensis (Chinese mitten crab), 885 nucleotides. RefSeq lists its product as uncharacterized. The record is from RefSeq and is a predicted model, not a curated record. Bases 1 to 885 code for a protein of 294 amino acids. The transcript is spliced from 3 exons. Lineage: Eukaryota; Metazoa; Arthropoda; Malacostraca; Decapoda; Varunidae.
AUGCUCAUGGAGGUGUCCCAUACCCCAACCUCCAUACACAAGAUACACAAGCCUGGAAACAAACUAAGGCCCAUCAUAUCGCAAAUCCUCACGCCAGCCUACACCAUCGCGAAGAGGCUGUGCGCUACGCUGACACCUUAUGUACCAUCCACCUACAGCCUGACCUCAGCAGCUGACUUCCUUGACAUCCUCAAGUCAAACAACGCGAAGGGAAACAUCGCUUUUCUGGAUGUGGAAUCAUUAUUUACGAACGUCCCUGUCGACCGAACCAUCGAAUACAUCUUGCAACGAGUUUACCAUAAUGACGACACCCCGAGCCUAGACAUCCCUGAGCCCACGCUACGCAGCCUUCUUGAGUGCUGCACAAAAGAGGCACCAUUCACCUGCCCUAGAGGUAACAAGUACCAACAAGUGGAUGGCGUCGCCAUGGGCUCCCCGCUGGGAGUCCUGAUGGCGAAUUUCUUCAUGGGCUGCAUAGAGGAAGAAACCUUUAAGACCACCAAGAGACCUGAUAUAUACUGCCGCUACAUCGACGACAUUUUCAUCAAAACCACAAGCACCGAGGACGCCGAACAUCUCAGAAGACUCCUUCAAGAAUUAUCCGGAUUAAACUUCACCAUCGAGCAUAGCACCAACGGAUCCAUGCCUUUCCUGGAUAUCCUCGUCAAACAAGAUCAAGACGCCUUCAACACUGCUGUCUACGUGAAGGCUACUAACCCAGGUCACUGUCUCAAUGGAAGGAGCGAGGGCCCCAAACGCUACAAAGACUCCACCAUAGGGGCCUACAUCCGGAGAGCACUCACCCACUGUAUGUCUGAGUCUUACGCAGCCGCCCCAAGAAGUCACCCCAGUAUCGCUGCCGAGCCUGUUGACGAAGGUCAGUGA